AUGUCAGAACAAACAAUCCAACCCGACUCUCACCUCCCCCAACAACAGAACUUCCCGCCGACACCACCCUCCGAACCCGCCACGGACCUCGCGAAGAUGAGCUCGAAUUCGACGACGACGUCGAGUUCUAGACUGGGGACCUCGUCGUCAGAGCAGCACAAGCACAUCUGGGUGAUUACGGGUCCCGCGGGCUGUGGCAAGACGUCCGUAGCCGAGUUUCUGGAGAGUACCUAUUCGCUGCCUUAUUUGGAGGGAGAUACUUUCCACACCCCGGAAAACGUCAAAAAAAUGGCCGCCGGCCAACCCCUCACCGACGCCGAUCGCUGGGACUGGCUGAUCCUCCUCCGCGAAGAAGCCCUCAAAGCCCUCUCAACCCCAACCACCUCCGGCGUCAUCGUAACCUGCAGCGCCCUGAAACGCAAAUACCGCGACGUCAUGCGCGUCGCCGCGUACCAUCACCCGCACGUGCGGGUGCACUUUGUGUUCCUGAAGGCGAGCGAGAGCGUGCUGAUGGAUCGCGUGCGGGCGCGGCAGAAUCAUUACAUGAAGGAUUAUAUGGUGAGGAGUCAGUUUGAGAGUUUGGAGGCGCCCACGAGGGAGGAGGGGGAUGUGUUGAGUGUGGAUGCUAGUGGGUCGAGUGCGGAGGUGCAAAGGUUGGCGUUGGGCGUGGUGGAUAAGGUGAUGCAGGCGGAUGCGUGA
Molecule: messenger RNA, 699 nt
Organism: Zasmidium cellare ATCC 36951
Lineage: Eukaryota; Fungi; Ascomycota; Dothideomycetes; Mycosphaerellales; Mycosphaerellaceae
Exons: 2
Coding region: 1-699 (232 amino acids)
Cellular component (GO): cytoplasm
Molecular function (GO): gluconokinase activity
Source: RefSeq, a predicted model, not a curated record